This is a messenger RNA of Setaria italica (foxtail millet), 1301 nucleotides long. RefSeq lists its product as uncharacterized. Lineage: Eukaryota; Viridiplantae; Streptophyta; Magnoliopsida; Poales; Poaceae. Gene Ontology annotation, cellular component: chloroplast. The record is from RefSeq and is a predicted model, not a curated record. Bases 82 to 963 code for a protein of 293 amino acids. The transcript has 5 exons.
CCCCGUCCCCGGAAACAAGAACGCUGGAAAUAUCCAGGCGGGUGCAUAGCAGUUGCAGACAGCCUCAAGAAUUGCCCGACCAUGGCCGCCGCCGCAGCCGCGCUCCUCCUCCAGCCGCGGGUCGUGUCGCUACCACCUAACCCCAGACUCGCCCCCACCUUCAACAAACCAGCGCCUACCUUCGCCCCCAUCGGCCGCCGCCGCGCCGGCGCGAGGCUCAGGGCCGUCGGUGACGGCCCCGGCGCCGGGCUCGCCGACCAGACCACCGUCUACAACGGCGUCUACGGGCCCUGGACCGUCGAGGACUCCGACGUCCGCGAGGUCCUUUUGUACCGGUCCGGGCUGGUCACCGCCGCGGCGUCCUUCGUGGCCGCUGCCUCCGCCGCGUUCCUCCCUGAGGGGAACGCUGCCGGCGACGCCAUCAGGCAGAGCAUCGACCUUCUCUACGCCGCCGGCGCCGCGGGGCUGGGGCUGUCGCUGGUGCUGAUCCACAUCUACGUCACCCCAAUCAAGCGCUUCCUCCAGGCGCUGUGGGCGGUCGGGGUCCUGGGGUCCGUCGGGACCUACCUCGUCGCCGCGCAGCCGCUGGACGAGGGCCUGGUGCAGUACGUGCUGGAGCAUCCGGCCGCACUCUGGUUCGUUGGCCCGACCUUUGCUGCGCUGACAGGUCUCGUCUUCAAGGAAGGUCUCUGCUAUGGGAAAUUGGAAGCUGGCAUAUUAACCUUUGUUAUCCCUGGGCUUCUUCUCGGACAUCUGUCUGGUUUGAUGGAUAACAGCACAAAGUCAGGCCUUUUAGGAGUGUGGAUGGUUCUUUUCACCAUUUUCGCCGCAAGGAAGUUCCAACAGCCCAUCAAGGAUGACAUUGGGGACAAAUCUGUUUUCAUGUUCAACGCCCUCCCUGAAGAGGAAAAGAAUGCUCUGAUCCAGAAGCUCGAGAGGCAAAACGAACAGAAGUUUGAGUAGAGAUUGUAGGCAGGUGGCGUAGCCAAUAGUUUGUCCAUGGAAGUUUGUAGCAGAUGUAUAUGAUAGUUCCGAAUAUCACGACAUGCGUCAAUGCAUAGAUGAAGAUGAGAAUAUUGUAACCGAGAUGUAGAUGGAAAUCUCUUAGGUUACAAGUCAGACAACAAGCAUACGUUGUGGAUGGCCUAUGGACUCAAGGCUAUGCAGCAUUGUCUGUACGUUUUUUGUUUGCAACAUCACUGUAUAUAUUUUUCAGUUUGUUUUGUUGUUCUCCCAUGCAUUCUUGGGUAAACACGACAUUCAUCUGUAUGAAUAAGAUGCAUGGAGGUGGAGAAAAGUUA